Asparagus officinalis (garden asparagus) is the source of this 945-nucleotide messenger RNA. RefSeq names its product 50S ribosomal protein L18. Gene Ontology annotation, biological process: translation. Lineage: Eukaryota; Viridiplantae; Streptophyta; Magnoliopsida; Asparagales; Asparagaceae. The transcript has 2 exons. The record is from RefSeq and is a predicted model, not a curated record. The coding region runs from base 74 to 622 and encodes 182 amino acids. Gene Ontology annotation, molecular function: structural constituent of ribosome; 5S rRNA binding. Gene Ontology annotation, cellular component: ribosome.
UUAAUUAACAGCAGCUGUUGCUGCGUCUCCUUCUCUCUUCGCCGCCGACAGUAAAACCUAAGUUCGAAAAAAAAUGCUGAGGCCAGUCUGGAGAUCAUGGAGAAAUAAUGCUCAGAACCGCUCACUUUCCUCAUUUGUCCAACGAACUUGCGGCUUCCACUGUGGGCAGGUUCUCUUCUCCCCCAGGAGCUUCUUUGGAGUGGAAGAUUUCCUGGACGAUGAUAACAGCCGACCCUACACAUACCAAAAGGGGAAGAAAUCCAAAAACCCACAAAAGCACAUCUCGUUCAAGCAACGUACCAUAGCAUUCAUGGAGCCCUUUUCGCUCGAUGUGUUCAUAUCUAAGCGCUUCGUCUCUGCAUCUCUCACCCAUAGAGUUACGUGCAAGCAAGUGGCAGUGGCCGGAACAAACUCCAAAGACGUUAAGGCAGCUCUUCAAUCGAGGUCGGAUAUACCUGCGUGUUUAGCUGUUGGAAGAAUCUUGGCUGAGAGAGCAAGAGAGGCCGAUGUCUACACUGCAACUUACACUCCGAGGGAGAGGGACAGGUUUGAAGGGAAGAUCAGGGCGGUUGUUCAGUCUCUUAUAGAUAAUGGUAUCGAUGUUAAAGUUUAUCUCAAUUGAUAACGCCUCGUUCUGUAAUGCGCGGUACUAAUUAGAAAUAGUUCUUCCAGUUUACUGGAGAACUAUGAUAAUAGUGUCCAGUUUUUCAAUCAGGAGGAAUUUGUGUCUGAUGUGGGUGAUAUCUUGUGUACAAAAAAAACCAUUGUAUUGCUAUGGAAAACUGGAAGCUCGGCUGUACCUUGUGGGGUUAUCUCUGUAUUGCUUGCAAGGGUACACAGAGAUUAGAUUGCAGAAUUGUUGCCAUGCCUGAGAUUUUCUUGUUGUUGUUGUUGUUGUUGUUGUUGUUAUUUUGGUGGGUACCUUGCUUAUGUUGCUUGUUGGUA